CUAUGCUUUUCCUUCUUCCGCUACACGAAUGCAGGCUACAGCUGGUCGUGGUAUGAAGUUUGAACCCACGCUGUCGCACAUCUGUUUCUUGCAGGAACACCUGCCCUGCUGUUCCAACCGUGCAGUGAGAACACGGGUGCUAUCAUUAUCUUGACAAACAGUAACCUAGCCACACGAUGGCCUCUGUCCUGGACUCGUUUUUUACGUAUGCCUAUCUGGCCGUAUUGUAUUUUAUACAGGGUGUCCCAUACGGCGUGCAGGACAAGCUACUACCCCAGUACCUCCGUUCGGCAAGAUUUGCCUACAGCCAGGUGACCUUAGCGCGUAUCCUACUGCUACCCUGGCUCUGCAAGCCACUUUACGCGUCCUACAUCGAGAAGCACUGGACCCAAAAACGAUGGCUUCAGCUUUUCCUCGUCACUCUCACCUCGGUGACAUGGAUCAUGUCGUACUUCGGGGACCAAGUCUCUUAUUUCAUUGUCACGCUCCUGAUCCUCAAUAUCCUGUCUGCGUCGCUGGACAUCUCCGUGGACAGCGUCGCCAUGGGCAUUCUGCAGGGGGCUCAGCUUUCGUUGGGCAACGCUGUCCAGGUCGGGGCUUACAAAGCUGGCGCGAUUUUUGGCGGUGGGCUGCUCCUGGGUUUACAGUUUCUCGCCGGUCUUAAGGGCGUUCUCCGGGGUCUGACUUUUGUCUAUGCCAUUGGCUUGAUAGCGGUCACUUUUCGAAGCGACGGUGAGGAGAGUCAAGAAGAAGCUAACUCAUCAGCGGCUGAAGCUACUGGUGAGGCUGCAGGGAACAGUACCGGUGAAGGCGAUGGGGUCGAGGGUCUGUGGAGACGUAAGAGGGACCCCGAAUCUUUGAAAACUGGCAAAACUAACGAGACCAAGGAAGACGACAAUGUUGAGUCCCCAGAGCCACUGCCAGAGUCGUUCUUUGGAAAGGUCAAGUGGGUCUUGUCUGUCGAAGGUACCAUGGGGCUUCUGGUCUUCCUGGUGUUCUACAAGUCAGGAGAGUAUGGUAUACUCACUACUUAUCCGUCCUUCCUGCUUGACCAAGGAUACUCCUACUUCACUGUCGGCUUUCUCAACGGAGUGCUUGCUCAAGUGGUGUCCCUGUUUGGGUCACUGUUGGGUGGCUACAUGUCUCACCAGACAAGGGACAACACAAAGCUCCUGCUGAAGAUGUGUUUCGUGAGGGUCUUGCCUGCUGCCCUCAUCUUCCUGACCAGCACCAGGCUGUUUGGGAAACCAUCCAGUGUUUAUGUGGGGGUGAGCUCCAUGCUCUUCCUGAACCUCAUCAGCGGCAUGAUCACAACGGUGGUGUUCACUAUCAUGAUGAGGCGGUCUCAGCAGGUGGCCAAGGGCUACAAGACCACUCACUUCUCAUUCCUCUGCACCGUUGAGGUGCUCGGGAAGCUCGCCUUUUCCAUUCUGGUGGGCCCUUGCAUUGACCUGAUCGGGAAACCCGCCACCUACUUUCUGAUGACGACAUUUACGGCCUUCAGUGUUGCCACGGUGAAGUAUGUGGAGUGAUGCGGUGUGACCAUGGUCUGUUGUGCGUGCACUGUGCUACAGGAUGGGCACAAACACAAUGCCGGCACUUUUCACAUUUUCCCGGGGAAAACUAAUAGCAUGGUCUUUAGAUUACCUGCUCAGGGGUCCAGUUUCGGUCAAGGUAAGUGCGAGAGCGUUUUCGGCUACUGAUUGUGUGGUCCCACACGUUGUGCAUAAUCAACCAGUAAGACAUUUUACACCCAUUUGCAAGGUCAGAAUCGGGCAACAUUUUGGUGGGAACAUCUCACCAGCAUACAAAUGACGAGGAAGGUCUCGCAGCCUCCGAUCUGCUUGUCCUUAGUGCUUCUUCAUCCACCGAUUGACAUCAGUUUGUAUACGGUGGCGGAACGAAUUGAGAUUUGCAAACAUAGGGCGUGGGUUGUCAUUGGCUUUCAACGUGAAAUAGCAGAAAAGUACAAUUUCAGCCUGUGUCCGAUCUCACUUCGCUGCAGGGCUUUAUUUGUGGCAGAUGAGAAACUUUUUUUUCUGGUCUGUUAGCAGACAACACACGACAUUUCCUUGUUUUAUUUCCGUCUGCAAAUGAUGCUUUUAGACAAACGACUUUCUUACGCUCACAUUAGCAGACAAACCUACGAGCGCUGUCUUCGCUCAUUCCGCAAGAGGUAAAUUAGAUCCUGCUCUUAUUCUUGCAGCCACCAAAAGUGGACCCCUGGAAUAAUUCUCGCCAUUCUGUAGGAAAAAUUUCCCUAGGGACAAAUUGAAGCACCAGAGGUGCUUCAAUUUGUCCCUAGCACUUAAAGCACAAGCACCUAAAGCAUUGCAACCCAUCUGCAAGUUUAUUUAUAGGUCAUGUUUGCCCCAUGCCUGAAAUAAACGUAGCUUAGCUUUGAAAAUUAUUACAAGGAAUGUAUAAUAUCGCGCAUGAUACCUACUCGCGGAGCAAGAAAGCAAUGGAGUCUCAGUGGACGAUGCUACGACGCAUCUCAAUGUCGAUAGCAAUGCCGCCACUGCAUCCUGAACGGUUGCUCUCUCUCACCCACCAGCUCUGGCAAAUUCCCUUUCUAGCUACCUUAAAGGAGCUGUGCAACGAUUUUAACGUUGAAAGAAUUGGCAUCUUCUGCUUUUGAUGUUGUUCACCUUGUCACAAAUGAAAAAAAAAACACGCCUCCUUUCAUCGAAAUGUUGCGAUUCUGCUGCGUAAUAGCGAGGCAAAACUUAGAAUAUUCCCCGACCUGCACCCGCAAGCGGCGGCCAUGAGAAACACACGGCGUGACGUCAAUGGGGAAUCUUGCAGAAAGAUAGCAAGUUGUGCGAAUACCUGCUCGAUAAAGGUAACUUUCCUAUAAAUCUUGUCGUUCCAACAUGUAUAUAAAUAUGUCGAAAACCUGGUAUCAUCAACAAAACUUUUAUUAUACGGAGUUUUAGUGGCGCCAUCUAUCCUAGGUCCACAAAACCGUCAGCUCUAUCUGCGACCGCGAACAGCCGCCAGAAGCCAGAGGGGGAGGGGGACAGGGCCGGGCGGGUAUUGCCGGAUUGGGAUGAGACUUUCCUCCUUUCACCAUAUUGUUUGCGCAGUGCCCGCCAGCAUGUGGUCACGCAGUCGCGAGCAGAUGAGUUCUCGCUGCUCACUGAUGGCUCUAAAGAGAGAUUUUUUCCGGAACCCCGUGCUUACCCCA
Molecule: messenger RNA, 3190 nt
Organism: Ixodes scapularis (black-legged tick)
Lineage: Eukaryota; Metazoa; Arthropoda; Arachnida; Ixodida; Ixodidae
Product: major facilitator superfamily domain-containing protein 3
Exons: 4
Coding region: 177-1532 (451 amino acids)
Biological process (GO): transmembrane transport
Cellular component (GO): membrane
Molecular function (GO): transmembrane transporter activity
Source: RefSeq, a predicted model, not a curated record